AUGCCAGCCCUUCUCUUGCUACGCAUCAGUCAGCAUGACAUCUCCCCAUAUUAAAAGCACAACUCUUUGAUUCUUCUUCUUCCUACAUUAUUUCUUUCUAGUACUCUUUCUCUCUCCUCCUACUCCUCCAACAUUACACAAACAAACAUAAGCUUUUUAGGAUUUGGAAUAUACAAAGAUCAACCAAACAAAGUAGAAGAAUUAUAAGAUCAAGACAAGUAGGAGAGAGACGGGUGCAAAAACGCAAGAAAAUCUACCUCAAGCUAGCAUGGAAGCAAGCUUAAGUGACUUGUACUCAAAUGUUAAUACAUAUCAUUUAGAAGAUAGAGAAAUCUCGUCGGAUAACAGCGGCGAUAAUUCGCCGUCUACUACCACCUUCAACGCCGCCUCCAUAUCAUCUCCUAAGAGAAGUAGACGAGCUAUACAAAAGAAAGUUGUGACAUUUCCCAUCAAAGAAAUUGAAGGAUCUCGAUUCAAGGGUGAUUGUACUCCACCAUCUGAUUCAUGGGCAUGGAGAAAGUAUGGCCAAAAACCCAUCAAAGGUUCUCCAUAUCCUAGGGGUUAUUAUAGAUGUAGUAGUUCAAAAGGAUGUCCAGCAAGGAAGCAAGUAGAAAGAAGUCGUUCAGAUCCAAACACAUUAGUAGUAACCUACUCUUAUGAGCACAACCAUCCUUGGCCUAUAACAAGAAACCACCACCACCAAAACCGCCACAACAACGCGGCUUCCGCCACCUCAAUCGAAAACAUCACCGCCAUCACCACCACCACCGCCACCGCCACUACAUCACUAGUUAUUCCCUCAACUACCAUUACUACCAAUAAUACUAGUACUACUACUAAUGAAAAAUCCCACCACAAAACAGAAAGUCAUGAUAUAAUGCAUGAUGAUCAUAAUAAUAAUAAUAACAACAUAUUGUUCCAACAAAAUAUAGAGGAGGCAUUGAUCAAUCCAACAGACGAGCUAACAUGGUUCUCCUCCGACGAUCAAAUCCUAGAAAACAACUCAUUUUUCAGCAACUUGAGUGAUCUAGACAUGGCAAAGAUUUUUCCAAUGAGGGAGGAGGAUGAGUCCCUUUUUGCCGAUCUCGGCGAGCUACCGGAGUGUUCGGUGGUGUUCCGGAAGGCGGCUGGGGUUGUGGGCGGUGAGGAGUGCAGCUUGGCACCUACAACUUGGUGUGGAACCACGGGUUGAGGUUGGUUAGUUAAGGGUAAUAUGAUCACCCACCCGUAUGUGUUUGUCUUCAUUUGUGUGAUAGCCUCUCUUAGCUAGCUAAUUAAUUUUACUCUAAUCAAAUAUUAUUGUCAUACUCCUCCGUUUCGAAUUAAAUGCGACAAAAGAAUAUUUUACGUCUCACAAAUAAUAUCUUUUUGUUGCGUUUAAUUUGAAACCAAGGAAGUAGCUGAUUAGCUUUGAAAAAUCAAGGGGGGCUUACCUUACGGCUUAAGAAAAUCAUAUGUGAUAUGUUCACACUUUGCUUACGUUGCUUGGUACGUAUAUCUUAUGUUAUGAUGAUAUUGUUUAAUUA
Messenger RNA from Beta vulgaris subsp. vulgaris (sugar beet), 1526 nucleotides. Its product is annotated as probable WRKY transcription factor 65. The transcript has 3 exons. Gene Ontology annotation, molecular function: DNA-binding transcription factor activity; transcription cis-regulatory region binding. Bases 269 to 1192 code for a protein of 307 amino acids. Gene Ontology annotation, biological process: regulation of DNA-templated transcription. The record is from RefSeq and is a predicted model, not a curated record. Gene Ontology annotation, cellular component: nucleus. Lineage: Eukaryota; Viridiplantae; Streptophyta; Magnoliopsida; Caryophyllales; Amaranthaceae.